This is a messenger RNA of Mycotypha africana, 2007 nucleotides long. RefSeq lists its product as uncharacterized. The coding region runs from base 1 to 2007 and encodes 668 amino acids. Gene Ontology annotation, biological process: regulation of transcription by RNA polymerase II. The transcript has 2 exons. The record is from RefSeq and is a predicted model, not a curated record. Gene Ontology annotation, molecular function: RNA polymerase II cis-regulatory region sequence-specific DNA binding; DNA-binding transcription factor activity, RNA polymerase II-specific; protein dimerization activity. Lineage: Eukaryota; Fungi; Mucoromycota; Mucoromycetes; Mucorales; Mycotyphaceae.
AUGAGCUUCACCCAAACUUCAUCUUUAUACAACUUUGAAGAUACUUUUACAUCCUGGCCACUAUUACAUCGUUAUCAAUAUCGACGAGAAAAGCAAGAAGAGACAGUGGCAACAGCCAAUGAGAAUCUGCAAGGAAUAUCGCAGGAACCAGUUCCCUUUGAAGACUUUAAAAUAAACUUCGGUAUAAAUCCGGACAUCUUAGCUACACCAAGUUCAUUAGCUAUUGAUUUAGCGCUUGCACAACCACCGCAACAGCCACCCUCAAUUACUUCCAGUUCUGCUGCUACUGAAGCCUCCUUUAUCGAUUCAUUUUUGUUUCAAGGGCAGCGGACAUUGCUUGAUUUUCCUGCUAGUACUAGUAAUAGCAAUAAUACUACAUCAUCCAUGCUACCUUUCCCAUUACCUACAGCAUUAAUACAACCAUCACAGGACAUAUCUGCUGCCUCUGUUCUGGACGAUAAUGAGCAAAAAGCAUUUUCGAGUUUUUUAGAUGCUUUUUUUAUGGACCCUGACACGCAAUUAAUAGAGAACAAUAACAACAAUAACUUUACUGCUGCUACUUUAAGUAAUGAUGAUUCUUAUAACAGCCUCAACAGCAACAUCAAUCAGCAAAUAUUUGAUGAAAAUGAGCAAGAAGAGUUAAGAAGGAAUUCUAUUCUACAGUCGUUAGAUGACCAAAAGAAACUUCAUCAAAAAUUAAAUCUCAUUGCGUCACUUCCUCAAUUAAGUAGUAGCAAGUAUAACACUUUAACAUUAUCACCAUCGCCAACAUCACACAGUACGACAUUAAAUGAUCUUCUGAUCAAAGCGACACCCACUUCUAACAACACGGCUUCAUUGACAGCAGACGAAAGCUGUCAGCAAAAAGCAAAAGCUACAACUACUGCUAGUUCAAAUGUACCAGAAUCUAUAUUUCUCAAGCGAAGUGAAUAUCUAACACCACCCUACACUUCUUUUUAUUCUACUCCUCCACCUCCUUCAUCGCAGGAGCAACAACAACAGAUGUUUUCAUCACCAAUUGUGAUAGAGGCACCAUCUUCUACUACGACUAGUAAUAUAAGUAGUUCAAGCAAUAAGAAGAAAAGACACUCUGUAGCAAGCAAUCAAAACCUUGAAGAAGAUGAAGCAGAACCAUUGAACCAUAAUAAUAGUACCAACGAAUGCAAAAAAGCAAAACGUAGUCGCACUACUUACCGUGAGCUAUUGACAGAAGAAGAGAAAAGAGCUAACCACAUCGCCUCUGAGCAAAAGCGUAGAACAGCUAUUCGCAAUGGGUUCAAAGACUUAACGGAAUUAGUGCCUACAUUGAAAAAUGUAAAUAAUUCAAAGAGCAAUGUACUAUUCAAGGCUGUUGAGUUUAUUCGUCAUUUGGAAAACAGAAAUAGUAGCCUAAGGGAGAAAAUUAGAUCCUUGGAACUAAGAGAUGAGGCAGCAAACCGUCUGUCCCAUUUACAAGACCGACAACUUCCAUCCUUUAACCCUACUAAUACUGCUGCUGUAGCUGUUGGUACUUCCAAACGUACUAGAGAUGAUGAUAAUGAUGAAGUAGCGGAAAAAAGUGCAACUACUGCUAUAUCACCCUCGAAUAUGAACGGAAAAACGAAUAAAACCCUUCACCCACAGAAACAACGACGACUCAGUAAUAGUCCUACUAUUAUUAGUAGGAUUAGUAAUAGCAAUAGUAGCACCUAUACUGAUACACACCAUACACAAGAUAAUUUAACUCGAUCAUACAGUUAUCAACAGCCUUAUACUACGACAUCACCAACAAUGGCAAAUGCACCUACUCUACCUCUUAGUGCAAGAAACGCGCUUUUAGCUCAUAAAAAGCAAGAGAAGCAACUCCUAUUACUACAAGAGCAACUACAGUUGCACCAAAGAUUGAUUGCUGAACGAGAAGAACAAAAAGAAAGAAGCAUCCAUCGACAUCUUGCUGCCGCUGCUAAAGCAGCAAUUGGCCAACAACUGCAUGAAACACCUGUACAUAUCAAGGCUGAACCACAAUAA